AUGAUUCUCCAAUUUUACCAAAUCAUCAUUUUUAUCAGCACGAUUUCGUUGAUGGUUUACUCAUUAAUAACUACUCGUCUGGCUCAAGUCCUUCCAUUGGCACCCACCAUCGCUUAUAGAACAGCAGCUUAUAGGUCUUCCCACACAGCAUAUUAUUCACUUUCUUCUGCACAACAAUCCAAACCACUCCAAACAUCCUAUGAAUAUAUAUUCCAGUCCAUCCCAGAACUCCAACAAGCCCACGAUCGACUCUGUAAUUAUCUUGAAUCGAUUGGCGAGCCUUGCCCAUUGCCCAACCAGUACGAACUACUUGCGAGAAAAUACCUGCGGGAUAAGCAGAUUGCCCAACAGCUGAAAGAAAUUAGGCAUAUUAUGCAGGUCUAUAGGUUGGCUGGGGAACCGACUGAGCCAAUGGAUCACAAGGAGAUGCUGCUUCAAGGUCCUGGUGGACAACUGGCGAAUGUGGUUGGGCUCUCUGUGCCUUCUGCGAGUAUCCAGAUUAAGAUGAUUGAACACCGCGCUCAAGGCACGCCGGAUAGCAAGAGGCAAUACAAUCAAAACCAUAGCCUUUUGAGCAAACUAUGGAAGGCGGUCAAGAACGGAUUCAAAUGA
Batrachochytrium dendrobatidis JAM81 is the source of this 612-nucleotide messenger RNA. RefSeq lists its product as uncharacterized. The record is from RefSeq and is a predicted model, not a curated record. NCBI's taxonomy places the organism in Eukaryota, Fungi, Chytridiomycota, Chytridiomycetes, Rhizophydiales. Bases 1 to 612 code for a protein of 203 amino acids. The transcript has a single exon.